AUGGCCGUCUUCACUUUUGAGGAUGAAAUCACCUCCACCGUCCCCCCUGCUAAGCUUUACAAUGCUUUGAAGGAUGCCGACUCCAUCACCCCUAAGAUUAUUGAUGACGUCAAGAGUGUUGAAAUCGUCGAGGGAAACGGUGGUCCUGGAACCAUCAAGAAACUCACCAUUGUCGAAAAUGGAGAAACCAAGUUUAUCUUGCACAAAGUGGAGGCAAUAGAUGAGGCUAACUAUGCAUACAACUACAGCGUGGUUGGAGGAGUGGCGCUGCCUCCCACGGCGGAGAAGAUAACAUUUGAGACAAAGCUGGUAGAAGGACCCAACGGAGGAUCCAUUGGGAAGCUUACUCUCAAGUACCACUCUAAAGGAGAUGCAAAGCCAGAUGAGGAAGAGUUGAAGAAGGGUAAGGCCAAGGGUGAAGGUCUCUUCAGGGCUAUUGAGGGUUACGUCUUGGCCAACCCUACUCUGUAUUGAUUACAACAACAUCAUCAAUUCUGUGUCGUUCAAUGUUGCAUGUUUCUUAUACCAACCAAAUUUGUGUGCUUGGUUUCUAAUAAAAUUUGAGUCUUUGUAUCCCACUUCAUCAAUAUAAAAAGUUAGUACGUUUUUUUUGUUUUU
Molecule: messenger RNA, 618 nt
Organism: Arachis duranensis
Lineage: Eukaryota; Viridiplantae; Streptophyta; Magnoliopsida; Fabales; Fabaceae
Product: pathogenesis-related protein 2-like
Exons: 2
Coding region: 1-474 (157 amino acids)
Biological process (GO): abscisic acid-activated signaling pathway; defense response
Cellular component (GO): nucleus; cytoplasm
Molecular function (GO): signaling receptor activity; abscisic acid binding; protein phosphatase inhibitor activity
Source: RefSeq, a predicted model, not a curated record